Molecule: messenger RNA, 1793 nt
Organism: Eutrema salsugineum
Lineage: Eukaryota; Viridiplantae; Streptophyta; Magnoliopsida; Brassicales; Brassicaceae
Product: vacuole membrane protein KMS1
Exons: 8
Coding region: 207-1460 (417 amino acids)
Source: RefSeq, a predicted model, not a curated record
CGUUACAAAGAAAAAACAAAUCCUUUUUAAAUCGAAAAAUCGUUUCUUUUUUGUUUCCAAGCAAAAUCUGUUUCUGCCCAUCUCGAAUUCGACCGAACCCAUGUUCUAAUAUCCCUCAAAACACCCGAAUCUAUGUUAAAGAUCCUCCCUUUAUCCUGUUGAGAUAUAGUUUUAGUCGCUGGUGACUCAAUUAGAUACACACAGAGAUGGGAUCCGCCGCUGUCGCGAGUUCUUCUUCUUCCGAUGUAACGAUCUCAGCUCUGCGUGAGAAGCAUGAGAAGGAAAUAGAGAAUCUAACACUGACGACACAACCUCUGAACACACUGAAGCUGUUUGUUGAAGCUACUUUUCAGUACAUCAAGCGAUCGAUAUCGUAUCUGCUGGCUCAUGGAGGUUGGUUCAUGCUUGUAACCACUUUGCUAGUGGGAUUCGGAGUUUUGCUUGUCACUGUUGAUGGACCUCAUGGAAAGCAUGUUGAAGAACUAUUAGAGUAUGUCCGGUUUGGCUUAUGGUGGAUAGCACUUGGCGUCGCAUCUUCUAUUGGUCUUGGAUCUGGUCUUCACACUUUCGUUCUCUAUUUGGGUCCACACAUUGCUUUGUUCACUCUAAAGGCAACGCAAUGUGGCCGAGUUGAUCUGAAAUCUGCACCAUAUGAUACAAUACAGCUGAAACGUGUUCCCUCGUGGCUUGACAAAUCGUGUUCAGAAUUUGGCCCUCCUUUAAUGAUAUCAGCUGCUGGAUCUCGUGUUCCCCUUACCAGCAUAUUGCCACAAGUCCAAUUAGAGGCGAUUUUGUGGGGUAUUGGGACAGCUCUUGGGGAGCUUCCUCCAUAUUUCAUCUCUAGGGCAGCUAGUAUUUCUGGGAGUACAGUGGAUGGAAUGGAAGCUUUAGAUGCUUCCUCAUCUGAGGACAGUGGAUUUAUGGCGACUUACCUGAACCGGAUAAAGCGUUGGCUAUUAACCCAUUCGCAGCACUUGAAUUUCUUUACUGUCUUGGUUCUUGCUUCAGUCCCAAAUCCUCUGUUUGACCUUGCUGGAAUAAUGUGUGGACAAUUUGGAGUCCCUUUUUGGGAAUUCUUUCUGGCAACUUUAAUCGGAAAGGCGAUCAUCAAAACUCACAUACAGACAAUCUUUAUCAUCUGCGUUUGUAAUAACCAACUGCUCGAUUGGAUGGAGAACGAGCUGAUCUGGAUACUUAGCCAUGUCCCUGGUUUGGCAUCUGUGUUGCCUGGACUCACAGCCAAACUCCACGCCAUGAAAGAAAAGUAUAUUGAUGCACAACCCCCUGUUCCAUCUCAUAUCAAGGUGAAAAAAUGGGAUUUUUCGUUUGCAUCGAUCUGGAACGGGAUAGUGUGGCUCAUGCUCCUCAACUUCUUCGUCAAGAUUGUGACAGCUACUGCACAGAGACAUUUGAAGAAGAAGCAAGAGAUAGAAGUAGCUGCUUUGACUCAUUCAGAUUGAUCAAUUACCCCUAAACCAAACCCCACAAUCAUUUUCCCUUAUGCUCCAACAUCAAAACAGACACUAUCCAGAUUUGAGAAGAAGGAUUUAAAAAAAAAAAACAAAAACCAAAAUGGCUAGCUUUUCUUCUCAUCUUUUGCCUCGUUGACACAUUGUUCUUGGUGGGAUUUGUUCUGUAUAGUAAAAAGUUAGGAGGAAUUGGGAUUGUGAGAUUGCAGGAGGUUUAUUUUGAUCCUGUGAUUCCAUAGAGAAGGUUUUGUGGGAAGAACGAACUAAAAAAAAACAAAAAAAGCUUUAAUUGCUAAUUUGCUACUCUGCUUAUUUUCAUUGAAA